Drechmeria coniospora is the source of this 2031-nucleotide messenger RNA. RefSeq lists its product as uncharacterized. The transcript is spliced from 3 exons. Gene Ontology annotation, biological process: transmembrane transport. Gene Ontology annotation, molecular function: myo-inositol:proton symporter activity. The record is from RefSeq and is a predicted model, not a curated record. The coding region runs from base 1 to 2031 and encodes 676 amino acids. Lineage: Eukaryota; Fungi; Ascomycota; Sordariomycetes; Hypocreales; Ophiocordycipitaceae. Gene Ontology annotation, cellular component: membrane.
AUGGCAUCAAGCGACCACGUUGACGUGGUGAGGAUCAUUACAGCCGACUUCGACGCCUCUCCUACGUUAGAGGCCCCUUUUCGCUCGCGUGCCCACCCGCAGACGUUUGUAAACAUCAACGCCAACAUCGAAGCCAAAAUCAGAAAUCCUCUGAUCGGCAUCCCGCGAAGAAUAUUGCUCGCAGACGUCGACGAAUUUUGCCGCGUCAAGGGCCUCGCUCCUCACCGGCAGCUCCUGCGCAAAGGUGCUCUCGUCGCCCAGGAUCCGACCGGGUACGAGGACAUCACGGGCGAUGAGGCCCUCACGGAGCGAGAGAUCGAGUCGUUGCGCAACGAGGUGCUCCACAAGUGGCGCAUCCCCUGGGUCCUCUACCUGACCAUCAUCACCUGCUCCAUCGGAGCCGCCGUUCAGGGCUGGGACCAGACCGGUUCCAACGGUGCCAACCUCGACUUCCCCAACGCCUACGGCAUCGGCUCCCGCAGCAUGCGUGACAAGGUCCUCGUCGGCCUCGUCAACGCCGCCCCCUACAUCGGCACCGCCCUCCUCGGCUGCUGGCUGUCGGAUCCCCUCAACAACUACUGGGGCCGCCGCGGCACCAUCUUCGUCGCCGCCAACUUCUGCCUCUGGCCCGUGCUCGCCAGCGCCUUCUGCAGCACCUGGGCCCAGCUCCUCGGCUGCCGUCUGCUCCUCGGCGUCGGCAUGGGCACCAAGGCCUCCACCGUGCCCAUCUACGCGGCCGAGAACUCGCCGGCCUCCAUCCGAGGCGCCCUCGUCAUGAGCUGGCAACUAUGGACAGCCUUUGGCAUAUUCCUCGGCACCUGCGCCAACAUGGUCGUCAAGAAGCUUGGCCACAACGCUUGGAGGUAUCAGCUGGGCUCCGCCUUCAUCCCCGCCGUGCCGCUCCUCCUCCUCAUCUACUUCUGUCCCGAGUCGCCCCGUUGGUACAUUAAGAAGAACCGGUACGCCGACGCGCUGAGGUCCUUGCUUCGCCUGAGGAACUGUCCCGUCCAGGCGGCCCGCGACCUCUACUACAUUCACGUUCAGCUGCAGGUCGAGCACGAGUUCAUCGGCCGCGGCAACUACCUCGGACGCUUCAUCGAGCUCUUCACCGUGCCUCGCAUCCGCCGCGCCACCCUCGCCGCCUUCGUCGUCAUGGUCGCCCAGCAGAUGUGCGGCAUCAACAUCAUCGCCUUCUACUCCUCCACCGUCUUCCACGACGCCGGCGCCGACGAUUUCGACGCUCUGGUCGCCUCCUUCGGCUUCGGCCUCAUCAACUUCCUCUUCGCCUUCCCCGCCAUCUGGACCAUCGACACCUUCGGUCGCCGCUCCCUCCUACUCUUCACCUUUCCUCAGAUGGCCUGGACCCUUCUCGCCGCCGGCCUCUGCACCUUGAUCCCAGGUCCGGGCGGCGCCCACCUCGCCAUGGUCGCCGUCUUCGUCUACCUCUUUGCCGCCUUCUACUCCCCCGGCGAGGGACCGGUGCCGUUCACGUACUCUGCCGAGGUCUUCCCGCUUUCCCACCGCGAGGUCGGCAUGGCCUUUGCCGUCGCCACCUGCCUCUUCUGGGCCGCCGUCCUCUCCAUCACCUUCCCCCUCAUGCUUGAUCGCCUCGGCGUGCUGGGAUCCUUUGGCCUGUACUCGCUCCUCAACGUCGUCGCCCUCGUCAUGAUCUUCCUGGCAGUUCCCGAGACGAAGCAGCGAACGCUCGAGGAGCUCGACUACAUCUUUGGCGUCCCCACGAGGGUCUUUGCCCGGUACCAGGUCACCAAGGCCCUUCCUUGGUGGUGCCGACGAUGGCUCCUGUUCCAAAAGGACGCCACCCUCGAGCCGCUAUAUCACCUGGACGUGACGGAGCAUCAGGAGGAAGAGAUCGAGAUCACCGAUGCUGUCUACGAAAACGACAAGGCCAAGGUGGAGCUGAAGGACGUUACGGGCAUCAUGAGUCGCACGGCCGCGCGAAACCCGACGGCGGACCGAGAUCCUACGCCGAGUCCGUCCCGGAAUUCGCCGACAACGAACGGCCGUCGGUGA